GGCGUGAAAAGUGCACGGAGCUUACAUGUCUUAGUUGUGAUUAUUGUUUUUUCUUUUCUUUUCAUUGCAUUAAACCAGAAAUUGUAUUUUAGUAAAUUUGAAAAUCUAAUUUUAAGUGGCAAGACGGCAAGUUUUGUCUAUUUUAAAUCAAACAUUGGCUCAUUGUGUCAUUGAUAAAUCAAAAAUUCAGAUUGAAUGCAAAAAGAAUUGUACUGUUAUUCCACAGCAGGGAUAUAUUUUACAAUCCAAAUGAAAUAAAUAUGCCGAAAAUGUAGUGACAAUGAAUUCAAGUGGCACAAACAAAACAUCUUUGAAUAUAAAAACAAAACGAAAAACUGUGAAAAAUGGAACAUAAAAAAGCCUUUGAUUAAAAUGUAUUGUGGAUACGAGAUGUGGAUACAAAGUAAAUGUAGUGAGCAGAAAAGUGUUCUGAAGAAAGCAACAACAAAACCAUGUAUUAAGAAUUGAGCCUUUCAACCGUAUAACAGCACACAUUUCUUCGCGUUAGCGAAACAGGAUUUUUUGUUAGAUAGGAAAAAAGGAUUAGUUUGGUAUUUGAGGUAAAUAUUUUCCAAAUGGACAGCAUUCAAGCGGUAGGAGCUAGUGCGGCUAUUAUUGUAGUAGUUCUAUUAAUGAUCAUGUUUGUGUGCCAUUUAUUUGGUCCUAAGGCCACAUCUUGGGUAUGCUCGAAUCAGGAGGAGAAAAUUGGCCUGUCACAAAAUAAAAUCUUCAAUGCCAACGGCUAUCUGAUCAAUUCUGGUUCCGAUAUAUUGCUCAGUUCGACUGGCAGUUUUCGAAGAUUCGAUUCAAUUGAUCGGGAUUACAAAGAAAUUGGUCAAACUUCGGUCACUACGCCGACGUGGAAUAUACCAAUACCCGAAGUAGAUAUUCCGCCACAGCCGUUGAGACCAGCACCUGCGCCUAGUACAAAUCGAAGAAAAUCGUCGAUCGAUCGACCAGUCAAGCAGCAGAGUUGUGAUGCAUUCGUGCCGUUAAAUACGAUAAUUCCACGUCCGGUCACUAAAAGACAAAUGUCGAGUCCAGCUGGAACCAUAACGCCCAUUAAUUUGUCGGAUGCGGUUGCAAAAAUUACGAAUGGACCUCGCUCAUGUACGAAUCCAUUUUUGAAUGGUACCGCGUCAAUUACCGAACACGAUGAUGCUGGCGAGACAAUCUCUUCUGACCAAGUCGAUAAACCGGUUUCAUUUUGGAGCGAAACGAUAUUCACGGUAGAAAAAGAAAAAGCUUUAUACGAAUGCAAUGCCGAUGUGGCGAACGCUUUUCAAGCGAAAAGUGACGAAAAAACGAAGCCGAAUGGAAACGAGCUACCACUUACCGCUUUCGAUUUCGCCAGAAAAUGUUCGGACUCGUCUCUCUCAAAUGCAUUCGAAAACAAUUUCGUCACAUGUGGACCGACAAACUUUCGCAAUCGGUCACUAUCCGAAACGGAAAUGCUGGAGCCAUUGGACAAUACAAAAUCGGAAAUCAUUUUACCGACCAGCAAUGAUUCAACAAAUCCGUUCCGCAACAACUUGCACAAGACUCUCUCCGAAACGUAUCUGGAACAGUAUCUGAUGAAUCAACGGAAUCGCAGUGCGUCACAAACGUGGACAUUCGGUAGGUCACUAUCACGACAAGGAUCAAAUUCGAGUUUAACUCGAUCUCAAUUCGCAAUUGGAAAGGAAAAUAGUGAUGCCAAUUUGAUCCGGGCAAUGUCCUGUGAGUCCGUCAAUUCCGAGUCGUCGGUCAUUUUAGACGACCUGGAAACGCCAGCCGUGACUGGUAUGCUGUGCAUUGGCUUGCAAUAUGACAAGAAUACGUUAACUGAUGAAGGAGUGGAAUUAGUAGUCACUGUCAUGGAAGCCAAAGAACUCAUUCGACCUCCUAAUUCGGAAAAUGUAGAUACUUUUGUUAGAAUAUAUUUGGUACCUGAUGAAACGGGAGCUUUACAAACUAAGUUAUUUAAAAACUCGAUGUGUCCUAGUUACAAUGAAACUUUUUGUUUUUGGCUCAAAAAUACAAACAAACGAGCACGUCGUUCACUGUGGUUUCAUUUAUAUCAUAGCGGGAGUGUACAUACGCUUUUAGGCGAAGCCGAAUUGAAAAUUAGCGACGUCACCAAACCAAUAACGACAUGGCUAUCGUUGUCAGACUCUCGCCACAACAAUAGCGUGUGGGGUGAAUUAAUGUUUUCCAUAAGUUAUCUUCCAACAGCCGAGAGACUUACCGUGGUUGUGGUAAAAGCACGAAAUCUGAAAUUACAUGACGAUGAACAGCACAAUACACUGAACAAUGUCUUUGUAAAAGUUUAUCUACUCAAAAGCGAUCGGAAAGUGUUCAAAAAGAAGACGUCUAUUAAACGUACCGAACGCAGUCCCAUAUUCAACGAAUCGAUGACGUUCAGUGUACCACCGUAUAUGUUAAAUUCCAUUCAAGUUCGUCUGACCGUGGUCAAUGGUGCUGAAAUUAACGGCGAUAAUAACAAAAUCAAAAUCAUUCCUAUAGGUCAUGUCAUUGUUGGCGGCAAUGCCAGUGGAAAGGGACUGAGGCAUUGGAAUCAAAUGUUAACAUCAUUACGAAAACCAGUGGCUAUGUGGCAUGCUCUGCGGCAAUCAAUGAAAAGGAAAACUUGAAAAUUGUAAAAUGGUUUAUAUUUGGGACGUGGUGCCCUCGAUGAACAUUUUUCAGCUAUCCGGGAUUAAGCCGAAUGUGUAUGAUGGAUAUAUAUGUACGUGAAUAUAACCCUUUAAGCGUUCAAAACAUAAUUGGCUCCGUUCUAUGUAUAAGAAUUCUAUGGGACAUAUCCUGUUGAAGUGAAAGGGAUAAUCCCGGCGUAAUGCUUUUAUGUGUUGGGAAAAUUAUAAUUUUAUUUUUCAGGCCAUAUGUGAUUUUUUUUCUCGAUUCUACUGUUGUCAUUGCAGGUUAAGCAAAAAAAAUUACAUAUUUCGGGGUGGCGGUUGUGAUGAUAUAACAAGCAUUUCAUUAUAAUUAUCGUAACAGAGUUUAUAUUGGUUUACAUACUUGCUUUGCGUAUGCACGAUAAAGUGCACUCUACGUCACUAUUUGUGACACUAAAAAUUCACUUACCGUUCACGAGCAUGUAAUAGUACAUUGUAAACGUAGGUCUAAAUUUAUAUUUUGAGGAGUUGGGACGUUGGGUGGGAAUAAAAAUUUGGACUCACGUACGUGUUGUACUUUACGUGAUUAGGCAAUGAAAAUACAUAUUUCAUGAGAAAAGCGCCAUUCACAUUGCCGUAACACGUAAAAUGUCUCACGCCUUCGGCUCGUUCCACAAAACCCACAUUUGUCAAAACGAGAAACUUAGAAGAAAGAGCGUAAUAUACUAUUGUGUCAGUGUGAAUUCGUUUGUAUUGUGACCGAACAUUCAAUCGCAGCGGCAAAAUUUCGCUCUUUGCUCUUGCAACAAAAUUUACUUAGUGUGUCGCCGGUCCCUUUAAGAUAACUAAAUUGACUUUUCUCCAGUAUUAUGUUCAGUGAUAAAUCUGACCUCAGCAAUCCUCAGAACAAACAAAUGAUAUAAUUGUUCUCUAUUCCAUAGAACUUUUAGUGACACAUGUUUGGCCGCGACAUUUUUUAAAACAUUUUUCAAAAACCGUACGUUUCAUGCUUUAAGCACUACUUUCGACGGAAUGUGUCACUAUGGGUCUUUAUUCAAUUCUUUUACCAAGUGAUUUAUUUAUUUCGUCAGAUAUUUAAUCUCUUUUUGC
Bradysia coprophila is the source of this 3728-nucleotide messenger RNA. It is a transcript of the gene Syt12, whose product is annotated as Synaptotagmin 12. Lineage: Eukaryota; Metazoa; Arthropoda; Insecta; Diptera; Sciaridae. The record is from RefSeq and is a predicted model, not a curated record. Gene Ontology annotation, biological process: calcium ion-regulated exocytosis of neurotransmitter; synaptic vesicle endocytosis. Gene Ontology annotation, molecular function: clathrin binding; SNARE binding; phosphatidylserine binding. Gene Ontology annotation, cellular component: exocytic vesicle; plasma membrane.